Molecule: messenger RNA, 1495 nt
Organism: Vespula vulgaris
Lineage: Eukaryota; Metazoa; Arthropoda; Insecta; Hymenoptera; Vespidae
Gene: Syb
Product: synaptobrevin-like
Exons: 3
Coding region: 744-1103 (119 amino acids)
Biological process (GO): vesicle fusion; vesicle-mediated transport
Cellular component (GO): SNARE complex; plasma membrane
Molecular function (GO): syntaxin binding; SNAP receptor activity
Source: RefSeq, a predicted model, not a curated record
UUCCUAAUUAAUCUUUAAAAACGAUGAAAUUCUAAAAAAUAUAUAUAUACGUUUUAUAUUUUUCAAAGAAUCUUAUUUCGAAUAUAUAUUAUUACAAAUGCUCGAUUUAAGUACUUUAAUUCGAUUUUCUUUGAUUUCGGACGAUGAAUUUAGAUUUCACAUUAUUUAUUAAUCUAUGGUGAAUAUGAGAAGAAAUAAGAAUAUUGUAUAUACAUAGAGAAAGAUAAUUUCAUUAUUAGUUCAAUAUGUUUUUAUCGAUCGCAUUUAGAUUUUUUUUUAACUCGAGUUGAGGACUGUCAGCGCCAUCUAUCGUGCUUUCUCUGAAGUUAUUUUUCUUCGUAAGAUGGUACCAAUCGUGUUACGUUUUAUAUACUUGCAAUUUUAAAAACAGUCGGUAAUAAUAUGAAAAAACUCGUAGAGGUAAUAAUAUGUAUAAAUUUAUAUAUAUGUGUAUAAUUAUAUCGUACUAUUUAAUUUUUUCUAUAUAAAAUAUUUCUCCUAAAUUCUUCUUUUUUUGUAUAUUCUAUCGCGAUAAUAUCUAUCUUAAUUUUUAAUAACGCAAACAUUUUGCGCUAUAUCUUUAUCAUUAGUAUCACGCCAUCUUACAUUUUAUGUGUCAUACUAUUGUAAACUAUACUCGUCAUUGACGUAAAUUUGUGGAAUUAUUCGUAGCCGGGUAUAAUUACGUAUAUUUUUUUGUCUUUUUUCUAUACGUUGAUUUCUAGCAUUUAUAAUACAUAAAUAUGGAUGGAGUCGGUAACUCUACAGAAGUUGAGAUUGGUGGGCCAAGAAAUAUGCAGCAGGCAGCAUCUAGCAAAAAACUGCAGCAAACACAAGCUGAGAUUAACGAAGUGGUGGGAAUAAUGAAAGUUAAUGUAGAGAGAGUAUUGGAGAGAGAUCAGAAAUUGUCGGAGCUUGAGAAUCGAGCCGAUGCAUUACAACAAGGUGCGACACAGUUUGAACAACAAGCUGGUAAACUUAAAAGAAAGUAUUGGUGGAAAAACCUUAAGAUGAUGAUCAUCAUUGGUAUUAUAUGUGUUGUGAUCUUGAUCAUUAUUAUAUACUCGGCUGUACCGAAUUCUUCAGAAUCUGAAAAUCCUUAAAUCCAGAAUCUUUAGAAUCUGUAAAUCUGGAGCCUGAUAAUGUUGUUUAAGGGUAAUAUAACUUAUCAUAUUUGUCGAGUAUUUGAAUAUUUGAAUUAUACUAUUAAUGAAGUUUAUCUGACAAGAAUAUGUACAGGUUAUAAUGAUAGAACAAAUUUCAAUGUAAAUCUAAUGUAUGAACUGGUUUAUAACAUAAUUCAGGGAUAAAAAUGAUACGCAUAUUUUUGAGACUUAAUCUAUAUGAUCGCACAAUUUGUAUAUUAAAUACAGUAUUAAUAUGGGUGGCCUUUUAUAAAAUAAUAUUGAUGUUAAAAGAUACUAAAGUGUUUUAUGUCGUUGCAAUGCUUAUUGUACGUUUAUCGAGGAUAUAUAAUAUAUAAUGUUUAUACUUU